This is a messenger RNA of Plutella xylostella (diamondback moth), 4363 nucleotides long. The record is from RefSeq and is a predicted model, not a curated record. NCBI's taxonomy places the organism in Eukaryota, Metazoa, Arthropoda, Insecta, Lepidoptera, Plutellidae.
GCAACCCACAAGCGCGCGGAUCUCGCGUUCAUUCAAUUCACGCACACUGUUGCGUCGCGGUUGCCUGUUUUGUGUUUUCUGUUUUUUUAUUCCGAUCCCGCCAGCCAGCACCACAACUUUGCUUUUAUUCCUCGAUUCGGAGUUUAGGAGUUUGUUCAGUGCCCGAUUAUUAAAAUUAAAGUGAACAUUGAGUAAAGUGUUAUUUACAAAAUUAUCAAGUGCAAAGUGAAACUUGUGUAUUGUAAAGAAAGUCCAGAUGUUGAAGGUUCAAGCAACGGCAAUAACCUCGCUCAGUGUCAACAAAUAAACAGUGAUUGUACACAAAAAGUUUUACCAUCCAUACCUACCUGCGAUCUGCAACAAAAAAGAUGAAUUAAACAAUGGAUGGACUAAACUGGAUCUCCACAUGAAAUGAGAAUGGACCUCUUUCGCAUUGUCGAAACAAGAAAUUUGUUGCGACUUCACCCACUACUUUUAUGAUUAGCCCCUCACCAUGUGGCCCAACGUGUGUCAGGUAGCGGCGCUCAUACUCCUCAGCACCCUCAGUAAAGCUGAAAUGCCUGAAGACGACUUCAGGAUAAUUAACAAGCAAGAUCUGUUGGCGUUUGACAGCGAUAUCUUUGAAGAUAAGAGCACUAAAUCAUUUUCGCAAUUGCUGUUCGAUGUGGCAAGAGACCAGGUUGUGGUGGGCGCUAGAGACGCACUCCUCCGCCUCUCCUUACGCGGUCUGCGCCCCCUAGAGCGCGCGGAGUGGGGCGCGCCGCAGGACGCCGUGAAGCUGUGCCUGGUGAAGGGGCAGAGCGAGCGCGACUGCCGCAACUACAUCCGCGUGCUGCUGGCGCACGGGGCGCGCCUGCUGGCCUGCGGGACCAACGCGUUCAGCCCCGUGUGUAGCUGGAGAGAGAUCGAAUCCAUAGGCCAAGUGCUCGACUGGAGUAGCGGGGUCGCCAGCUGCCCUCACAGUCCACAUUCCAACGUCACCAGCAUCCUCACCAGUACUGGAGAAUUCUUCGCCGGUACCACUACAGACUUCACCAGUUCCUACACGACAAUCGGCCGGUCCCGCGGCGCAUCCACCCGAGACCUCGGGCCGCUGCGCACGCCGCCCUACGACCCCAACUGGUUGAAUGAACCCCAGUUUGUAGGCAGCUUCGAGGACGACCACUUCGUGUACUUCGUCUUCAGGGAGGUGGCCGUGGAGUACAUGAACUGUGGGAAGACGGUCUACUCCCGCAUAGCCCGAGUCUGCAAGAACGACGCCGGCGGCCACCUCACCAUGAAGGAGAACUGGAGCACGUUCCUGAAGGCUCGCCUCGCGUGCUCUGUGCCGGGGGAUGUGCCGUUCUACUACGACGAAGUGACUAGUGUGCAGUAUGUGCCGCGGGGCCGCGUGCUGGUCGCCGCCUUCACUACUCAGAGCAACGGCAUAGCAGGCAGUGCCAUCUGCGUGUACAACAUGAGCGAUGUGAAGGCAGCAUUCAGCGGUGCCUUCAAAGUGCAGGACAGCCCGCGCAGCAGCUGGGAGCCCCGCGCGCCUACCCCGCGCGCCGUUAACCACUUCUCUUGCCUACCCGACGCGCAGCCACACGAAACAAUAGAAUACAUGCGUUACCACCUAAUGCACCAAGCCGUCCAACCAAUCACAGGCAAGCCUUUAUACACGGCGACCUUAGAACGCUUCACUCACAUAACCUCUGACGUCACAGUGGCCAAGCCUGUUGGCAAUCAGUACGUGAUAUUUGUGGCUACUCAGAAGAAUCAAGUGUUGAAACUGGCAGUAUUGCCGAAGUUUGAAGGCGCUUGUUUGGUGGAAACGUGGAACUUGGAUGAUGGGAAGGGGUUGAAGGUGCUGACUAUGGAGUUUGUUAAGGAUACGAUGUCGCUCUACAUAGGAAGCGACACGUCGCUCCUCCGGCUGGGCGUCCCACGCUGUGCUCGCUACAACACUCGCUCCAUCUGCCUCGGCGUGGGAGACCCCUACUGCGGGUGGGACGACGCCAGAGAGCUGUGUGUGGACGCCCCCACGCAUAUCUACGAGCCGUACUUUAGGCAGAAUACUGGCGAGUGCGGGAAGGUUGAUGCGCCUGUGGACGGCGGCUGGUCAUCCUGGUCUGCCCCCGAGCCGUGCGUGCAAGACACCGCUCGCGACAUGUACUCGGACCAGCCGCCCGACAUGUGCAUGUGUCGGCGCCGCGCCUGCGACAACCCGCGCCCGCACCGCGGAGGCGCCCCGUGCCAAGGCGCCAGCAUAUCCGUCUCCAACUGCACGGUCCACGGCGGCUGGUCACCUUGGUCAGCUUGGUCAGAGUGUUCGGCUACUUGCGGCAUCGCCAUCAAGUCCCGGAGACGAGCGUGCUCCUCGCCCGAGCCGCGCCACGGCGGCCGCGUGUGCGUGGGGCUGGAUAGUCAGCAGCUGUAUUGUACUACACUGCCGCCUUGUCCAGACCCAGAGCUAGCGCCAGUGGACGGCGGUUGGUCCGAGUGGGGCCCGUGGUCCAACUGCACUAGCGACACCCUCACUUGUGGUCCUAAAGCCGGCAUCAAAGAGCGUCACAGAACCUGCACAAACCCUUCCCCUAAAAGCGGCGGCGUGGAGUGUGAGGGCGGCGCGGCGGAGAGGAGCGCGUGCGACCUGCGCGCGUGCGAGCUCAAGAAGGCCGCCGCCUGGACGCCCUGGGUCGCCGCCCUAGGCAACUCAACUGAUGGAAGCUACACUGAGAAAAGAUUCAAAUUCCUUUGCAGAGCGGCAACACCGGAACAAAUAAAGCUAACAAUUGCCAAAGAGGAAGACCGUUACUGCACCGCCCCCGGUGUCUGUUCUUCGCGCCCCCCAGCCAGCCAGCAGCCCCGCGCGCCCUGUCGCCGCCCCCCGUGCACCCGCCCCGGCACAGAAGACGGUUGGGGCCCGUGGUCAGCCUGGUCCGAAUGCUCGGGCGGCGAGCGCGAGCGGCGGCGAACAUGCUCGCGCGGCGACUGCCGAGGGGAUGCCGUGCAGACUGAGAGUUGUGAUGAUGAUAUUGAUAAUGAAUUAUCGCCAAUGUUGAACUACACGGUGGCGGCGUCGUUCGUGAAAGACAACGGCUCGCUGGGCGCCGGCAGCAUUGUGGGCUGCGUACUGGCCGCCUUCGCUAUGGGCUGCCUAGUCUGCCUCGCGGCAGUGAUCUACUGCUCGCGGCGACACGGCACGCGACUGCCGUGGCACCGGUCGACACGGGUGCCGUCCAGCCCGCACUACAUCACCGCCAAACAGAACAGCUAUGUCACUGUUCCUUUGAAAGAUGUGCCACGUAAAGCGAAACGCCAGCCUUCCUUCACGGGGAUCGGCGGAGCGAGCGGCAUUCUGCUCUCCAAAUCCAACAAUAUAUCCAACGCUAACAACCACAACAACAGUAUGGCGACCCCUAAACUGUACCCUAAAGCGAUAGCCAAUGAAUACGACUCUAUGGGCACUCUGCGACGGCAUUCGAACUUGCCAAACCACAGGAAUAAUCUUGAUAUGGAGGAAGAGAAGUUCUAUUAAAUGUUUAUGUGUCUGAAGAUCAUUGGUGACUCCGACUAUGCAGCUGCCUGCGUGACUAUAUCGCGAUUCGCCAUAAAUACGGCGCUGUGAUUAGUGGAGCGUGCAUUAAACGUGUGUAUCGACGUCGAUAAUAAACCCGUGUAGCGGCGGCUGCCGCAGUUGAGGUGUUAAGGGAUUAUUUGUGCGUCGGACAGAAUAAGUAUUGUGAGUGAGGCUAUUGAGUUGUGGUGAAACGGUUAGAGUGAAAUGGUUUGAGCUAAUCUUGUGCUACAAGUUUGUAUGUGAUGUUAGGUGCUAAGUUGGGACUUGGACUGCUAAUGAAACGAUUGUGACAUUCCUGCAAGUUCGGGAUAAUUUUGUAUAUUGUAUAAGCUGGUGAAUAAAGUAGGAGUUUGAUCUGGAUACAUUUGUACACCCUUGCUCUUGUGGCAUCUAUAAGUAUUCAAACUUCCUUAAAUUAUUCAUAAUAUAUAUUUUUUCUGAUGUGAUGUACUUCAUUCUUAAUGAUUGAUUUAUUAAGUAUGUAUCGAAUUUAUUGGCUGUAUGUACAAAAUAACUACUGAUGUUCCUUUUCUAUUAAGAAUAGAAUAAUGAAAUUUCCGUCCGUAUUGAAUCAGUUAAGUUGACAACGAUAGAAAUAUCCUAGCAAUGUUUUGGAAUUACAUACAACAUGCAUACUUACAUAAUAAUUAUUAUUAUUUUCUACUGAUAACUUCUGAUGUCCAUGCUAGGUUAUGGGUAAUAUUUAUAUUUAAAAUCCUACAAGUUUUAUUGCCAGUAUGAAAAUAAAUAGGGAAACAUUUCAACUCCAAUAUUAACUUGCCAAAGUUAGAAGAUGUAACA